AUGAUGAGUCCUCUGGGAUUACUUUUGAAUCAUUGUUGUAUCCAAUUAUUUGUGACGUCAACUUCAUUCCUAUACUUCAAGGCGGUGAAACGCAGCAAUAUCAAAGCGGUAAGGCCUCGUGAACACCUGGAGGCUUAUCUCAUCCAAGCUGAACUCGGAGAUCUCCGCUUUCUCAAAUCAAAUGGAGUCUGUGAGAGUCUGUGA
Molecule: messenger RNA, 204 nt
Organism: Penicillium crustosum
Lineage: Eukaryota; Fungi; Ascomycota; Eurotiomycetes; Eurotiales; Aspergillaceae
Exons: 2
Coding region: 1-204 (67 amino acids)
Source: RefSeq, a predicted model, not a curated record